AUGGCGACUCAUCCGUCACCACACAACUCUACCGACUUCCCCGACACGCCUUUUAUUCCAUACACCGACGUUGUGCUACGCCUCCUUAGCAUGCACUUCAAGGACACACCCUACACUCUCACCCCGCCACCUUUAUCGGACGAACAUGUCGAUAUGGUCAUGGACUCAACGGAGGUUAGCCCUCCAGUUGAAUCUCACGCUUCCACAUCGAAUGAACCGUCAACAACGUCUUCCCACCUUCCGAAUCAACCUCUCAACCCAUUCCCAUCCAUUUCUCGACCUGCCUCCCCUGGUGGAGAUGUCGAAAUGUUUCCGGCUGAGGAAAUCUCUCCAAAUGACCAUGAGAUGGACGACUCGCCACCCACUCUGUCAGCUACAGGUCAAAACACACCGCUUCAGGAUGCUCUGCAAGAAUUGGAUUUGGACGGCUGUUCGACGCACUCAGACGGGUUGACAGAUGACGAAGAGGACGAAUCUGGUGUAGUAGAAGAGAUUGUUGUGGAAAGAAACUCGGACACCGACGAAACGGCUUAG
Messenger RNA from Marasmius oreades (fairy-ring Marasmius), 534 nucleotides. RefSeq lists its product as uncharacterized. The coding region runs from base 1 to 534 and encodes 177 amino acids. The record is from RefSeq and is a predicted model, not a curated record. Lineage: Eukaryota; Fungi; Basidiomycota; Agaricomycetes; Agaricales; Marasmiaceae. The transcript has a single exon.